CGGUGCCAGGACGUGGACAGGUAGUGUGCAGUCGCCGGUAAAAAGAAAGGAGAGGAAGAAACUGCAUGAAAGCUGGCACCGCCAAUCUUCAAGUUUGAGACAGGAGAGUUAAAAGGAGGAGCCUGAGCGGAAGAGCUUUCCACUCCUCUGUGUGUGUUUUCUGCUGCCCUGAUGACCCUGCAGCUGAACUCCUCUUCUGGCAGGUCUCUGAUGAACAAGCCCACUCUGACCAGUGAAGAGCGUGUGCGCUGUGUGGGCCGGAGUUUCUGUCUUGUACAGCGAGCAUUAGUCAUCCAGGUUGGUGGAUGGUGAACAAGUAACUCAGGUUGGCGGAAGAUUAAUGUGCUCACCCUUGCCAGUCAGUCUGCAGUGACGUAUCCUCUCCACAACAUCAAUACAGAUGAGAGAGAAGAGGACGAGAGAAACAGGCAGCUCCUGGAAGGCCACGCACUUGUCGCAGCACUAUUCCCGCGAGAGAGGGGGAACCGUGGGCGGUUAGAUGGAUGGAUGACCCUGCUGCCUCCCCUCCCCACCAGCCCCAGCUGUCAGCUCCUUUCCUGAGUUCCCCACCCUGCCCCCGGUACCAUGGCGUCCAGCGAGGAGGACGGCACGGUUGAGGAGAAGGAAAACAACAACAAGAAGAGAACGAAAAGCGCCCUCGCUACCGCAUGGCUCACUUUCUACAACAUCGCCAUGACCGCCGGGUGGAUGGUUUUGGCCAUGGCGAUGAUACGCUUCUACAUCCAGAAAGGCACACAUAAGGGUCUGUACAGAAGUAUAGCAAGAACACUCAAGUUUUUCCAGACCUUUGCGUUAGUUGAGGUGGGACAUUGUGCCAUCGGUAUGUUUCUGUCUGAAGAUUUAAGCCAAAAUAAGAACAAGUCUGCACCUCUGCAGUUACUAAAUGUUGUUUUAUCCCUGUGCUGUGCUGCAGGAAUCGUGAGGACUUCUGUGAUUGUAACCGGGGUGCAAGUGUGUUCGCGGAUUUUCAUGGUUUGGUUCAUCACCAACAGCAUCAGACCGAUCCAGAAUGAAGAGAGCGUAAUCCUAUUCCUGGUUGUGUGGACGAUGACAGAGAUUACCAGAUAUUCCUACUACACAUUCAACCUGCUCCACCACCUGCCGUACUUCAUCAAAUGGGCCAGAUACAACCUCUUCAUCGUCCUGUACCCUCUUGGAGUCAUCGGAGAACUAAUGACCAUUUACGCUGCUCUACCGUUUGUACGCAGAUCUGGAAUGUACUCCAUGAGGCUCCCCAACAUCUAUAACGUCUCCUUCGACUACUACUACUGCCUCAUCAUCGUCAUGUUGUCCUACAUCCCACUGUUUCCUCAGCUCUACUUCCACAUGCUUCGGCAGAGGAGAAGGGUGCUUCAUGGGGAGGUCAUAGUGGAGAAGGACGACUAGAGAGCCAUCACAUCAUGAUUUCAUUUGAGCCAGCCUGCCUCCACAUCACCCUCAACCCCCUCUUCAUCACCUCAUCUUUGUCCUUAGCACCAUCGGCUGUUACAUUCUUUAUUGCACUGGACCGGAAAAGCCGUGCAGAUGAAAACCGAGAGCUGCGAUAAGGAGUUCAUCAGUACUUAUUAAAAAGUGUAUUUAGGAUUGAUUCCUAUCUGGGCGGUAAUAUUGGAAACAUUUUUACAGUCCCAGUGUUGCUGGAGCUUGAAACAGAAGCUUGACACUGUGUUUCAGCUCAAAGAGAUCCCAUGUCCUUUUUUUUAACCCACGACCUUAAUGCACUGAAAAACACAAAACACAACACUGCAGCCACCUGUCUGAGGGAGAAAAAGGCAAAGAGAGAGGCUUCCUGGGAAAUGUGAAAUGUAACAUGGGAAGAAGAUUGUAAGUUGUGUCUCCUUAAACGUCCCCACAUCAACAAAAUUGGCAUCAUUAUUUUUUUGUGUUUUCUGCUGCAGUGGUUUUACAGAAGAAUAUUAAUAGUCCAGUAUCAUACCUCAAUAAUAAAUCCACAUGUAGACACUAUGCUGCUUCUUUUGUGUAUGUUUGUAAAUGAUUCAAUGUGAAAUGAGCGGCUAAUAAAUAAAUUUUCUUAAAGUUUUUUCACAUACUGCAGAGCAAGCACAGCUCAAACUUAACAUUUGUCUGCUUGGCUCGUCUGCAGUCUUUGUUGCAUUAAUGUUUACUGUGUUGAAUUCAUUUACAAGAGUGCAUCUUAAACAGAACUGGUACUUCUUUUUUGUGCUGCAGACAUUUCAGAUUUUUGUAAGCACUCAGCUUUCAGUUGCUGCUGUGUCUGUUUUUUAACAUACUCCUGUCUAUGUUAAUAAAACCUAGUUAGUUCCCUCCUACCAAAGGUGCUAUUGUGAGAUCCUUUCAAUCUUCUGUGCAGCUGAAGUAGUGACUGUGUUUGACCUAAAGUAGGAAAACAGGAUGUGAAAUGAUUGAAAGGAAAUGUUAAGUAAGAGAACUGCCAAUCCCAUGGUUAGCGAAGAAAACCUGGCUUACAAUCUGGGAUAGAGAAGAAGAAAAUAAAGUCGUUUUCAAACAAAAACAAAAUGUGAAAAUACCUUUUUGUGAAAAGUCAAUAAACUAAAUUCUACAAUU
Molecule: messenger RNA, 2568 nt
Organism: Cheilinus undulatus (humphead wrasse)
Lineage: Eukaryota; Metazoa; Chordata; Actinopteri; Labriformes; Labridae
Gene: hacd1
Product: 3-hydroxyacyl-CoA dehydratase 1
Exons: 11
Coding region: 586-1407 (273 amino acids)
Biological process (GO): sphingolipid biosynthetic process; very long-chain fatty acid biosynthetic process; fatty acid elongation
Cellular component (GO): endoplasmic reticulum membrane
Molecular function (GO): 3-hydroxyacyl-CoA dehydratase activity
Source: RefSeq, a predicted model, not a curated record